This is a messenger RNA of Fusarium venenatum, 954 nucleotides long. Lineage: Eukaryota; Fungi; Ascomycota; Sordariomycetes; Hypocreales; Nectriaceae. The record is from RefSeq and is a predicted model, not a curated record.
AUGUCUCUUCCAAAAAGUUACCAAGAAGCAAUCCUCAUAUGCCUGAAACUUGGCAUCGGUUUUAUAUGGAUUGACUCGCUUUGCAUAUUUCAGGAUUCUGGAGACGACUGGGAACGAGAGGCCAUAACCAUGCAACAUGUGUAUGGGAAUUCGUACCUCAACAUCUGUGCCGCGGCGGCCGCUGAUAGCACGGAGGAAAGCUUCAUUGGUAGAAGCAAAGGUAUUUUGGAAAUGCCCGAGGUUAGUACGACAUGGGAAAACAGUUCAAAGGAUAGUUUCUUUCUGCACUACGAUUCCAUGCUCCAUGAAGAUAUUGCGGAAAGUCCAUUGAGGCACCGAGGUUGGGUUUACCAAGAAUGGUAUCUCUCGCCUCGGUCCCUCAUCCUUUCACAGAACCAGCUAUGGUGGCAUUGUCGGCAUCUGGAAUCGUUUAUGUUAGGCAAGCCUGGUCCCUUGGUCACUUUGGAGUCUGCACCAGUUGCAUUGUCUGACAGCUACAUCAAUUCCGCUUCAAUCACAGACAGUGCCAUUGUAGUUCACGGCAAUAUCAUAGGGCCGGUGAGCUUUGAGGCGCAAGACGGUGCCAUCUAUCUCGUGGAUGAAUGCAAUGGGGAGAGAUUUGAAGAUCUAUACUUCGACGAGAAUGACGGAAACGGACCUUUAAUCACAAGCAUGGAUAGCCGGCCAUUUGAGAAGGGCAAAGGCGUAGUUGGAGAUGUUGUGAGGCAGAUGGAGCGUCUCAAUGACUGUGCGGGAUCUCUGUACAUUCUACCAAUCGCGCAGAUGCCUCCCAUUUGUGAGGUAUACAGUUUGAUCCUGUAUCAACCUCUCCACGAGUCGUCGGUUUUCUAUCGCGUGGGGCAAACUAUAUCAACCGAGUUGGUUGCCGCUCGCGGUUUCCAUUACCGAGUCACGCAUACUCCAGCUCUUGGGUCACUUGUUACCAUUCUGUAG